UCUUCUUCUUCUUCUCUCUCUCUCACACACACACACACGAAUGUGACUGUAGAGUGAAGAGAAGAGGCGAUUGUUGCUUGGAAAACCAACCUAGAAAUGGCAAUGGCGACGAUUAUUGCUGUCGUCACUUGUAUAUAUAUUUGUCUCCACUUCAACCUCUCGUAUUCCUCUCCUCGUCUACUUACCGGAGUCCACCCUUUAGACGAGAAUUACUACGACGCGGCGGUGAUCAAAUGCAAAGAUGGAUCGAGAUCAUUCACCAGUGACCGCCUCAACGACAAUUUUUGCGAUUGCGCCGACGGCACCGAUGAACCUGGAACUCCGGCAUGUCCUUCGGGAAGAUUCUACUGCAGAAACACGGGAAGUACACCAAGAUUUUUGUUUUCUUCUCGCGUGAACGAUCACAUAUGUGAUUGCUGCGACGGAAGUGACGAAUACGACGGAAACGUCUUUUGUCCCAACACUUGUAUCAUGGGUGGGGGUAUUGUAUAUCAGAGAACAAAUUAUGACUCCUCAGUCACAAGUUUAAGAAAAAAUAAAUCCGGGAUUAAGAUCGAUGACUCAGCACCGAAACUCAAAGGAUUGAAGGCCUUGGUGUUUCUCCAAGCGGCUCUUGUUAUUAUUGUCGUUUCUUUCCUGCUAUUUCGCAGGCGUAAGAUCAGGAGAAGAAGUUCCCGAUGAGAAAUUUUGUAUUCUGUAAUGCUUAUUUGAUCGUGUACAUUUCAUUCCCGGAAAAAAAAAAGUAAAAAACACGACCAUCUUACUGUUGUGUAUAUUCGUUUUCCACGAAACUGAUCCUUACAAGAAAUCGGAGACGAUGGUCGUUUAAGGACACUCUUAACUGAAACAGGUUUCAUUACUUUUUAAUUGC
Messenger RNA from Erythranthe guttata (spotted monkey flower), 871 nucleotides. Its product is annotated as kinase C substrate, heavy chain-like protein. Gene Ontology annotation, cellular component: glucosidase II complex. NCBI's taxonomy places the organism in Eukaryota, Viridiplantae, Streptophyta, Magnoliopsida, Lamiales, Phrymaceae. The record is from RefSeq and is a predicted model, not a curated record. Gene Ontology annotation, biological process: N-glycan processing.